UAGAUUGCCAAAAUGCUUUGGAAUUUUUAACUACUUUAAGGAAAGUCCAAAAUAGAUUUGAGACUGUGAAAAAAGAAGCUGCAGCAAGGGGGAUUCAGUGCCAAUGCAUCAACAAAAAAAACAGCAAGAUUUAGUGGAAGGAAAUCUUCCUGUUUUUGUGUUUCCCACGGAGCUAAUAUUUUAUGCAGAUGACCAGUCAACACAUAAGCAAGUGUUGACUUUAUAUAACCCCUAUGAGUUUGCCUUAAAGUUCAAAGUUUUGUGUACUACUCCAAAUAAGUAUGUUGUCGUUGAUGCUGCAGGUGCAGUAAAGCCUCAGUGUUGUGUGGAUAUUGUGAUUCGUCAUAAAGAUGUUCGAUCCUGUCACUAUGGAGUAAUGGACAAAUUCCGUCUCCAAGUUUCCGAACAAAGCCAGAGGAAGGCUUUAGGAAGAAAAGAGGUUGUGGCCACUCUUCUCCCUUCUGCAAAAGAGCAGCAAAAGGAAGAAGAGGAAAAAAGAAUAAAGGAACCAUUAAGUGAUAGCUUAUUUUUUGAGCAGUCUUUUCAACCAGAAAACAGAACUGUCUCCUCAGGACCUAGUUUACUAACUGUCUUCCUGGCAGUGGUGUGCAUUGCAGCUCUGAUGCUUCCUACACUGGGGGAUGUGGAAUCGCUGGUGCCUCUCUACCUCCACUUAAGUGUGAAUCAAAAAUUAGUGGCUGCUUACAUCUUAGGUCUUAUCACAAUGGCUAUAUUUAGAACAUGAGCAAGGAAUUCAAUUGACUUCUGAAAUCUUUUUACAGAAUGAACUUAUGCACUGCUACUGUAGUAUUCUCAAGGAGUAUAUGUAAACACAAAACGUAUGCCUGAGGUUGGUUUUAGCAGGAAACAGUUCUUUGCGUCUAACGUAAAAGCUUUUACAUAUACUCUUUCAUAGAAAAUCCUGAUCGGUUUAACCAUUUGGGGAGCAUAAAUCAUUAAACGGAUCAUGUCUGUACAUUGUGUAAUGAAUGGAAAGCACAUAAACGUCAAUGUAAUCUAUUUUGAACUUUGUAAAAAAACCUGUUUGGCGGCUAUCCUUGUUUCUCUGUCCAUCUUAAGUCCUGUGUGUGUGCGCGCGCGUGUGUAUGGGUAUGUGUGCACAUGCAUGUGCACA
Messenger RNA from Myotis davidii, 1135 nucleotides. It is a transcript of the gene MOSPD1, whose product is annotated as motile sperm domain containing 1. The transcript has 6 exons. Bases 104 to 745 code for a protein of 213 amino acids. The record is from RefSeq and is a predicted model, not a curated record. Gene Ontology annotation, cellular component: cytoplasm. Lineage: Eukaryota; Metazoa; Chordata; Mammalia; Chiroptera; Vespertilionidae.